UAACGACUUAAAUUUCGCAAGUGGCUAGUUCAACACAUCAUGUCGAGCGAAUCGUCUUUCGCCUCGUCGACGCCAUCAAUAAGACGUCUAGUGGCUCGAAGAGCAUGCUUAUCUUGUCGAGAAAAGAAAAUCAAGUGUGAUGGAGAAGCACCUUCCACCAAUGACUCCCAACGGCUGACAUCACCAAACUUAUGCUCGAAUUGUAAAUUUCUAGGAAUAGAGUGUGUCUUUGUGAGGAGCAUGCGUGGUGGUAGACGAAAGAAACGUACCUUGGUUACCGAGGAUAGUCUAGCAAAUGCAGUCCCAUCAAAGAAUUUAAAAACUGAUCAAACAGGUGUUGAUCAUUCGCAACCCAAGGAAGAUCUUAGGAGUACCCCUUCAUCGACUUUAGAGAAGGAAGAUAAACCAGAGGCAUCUCAUUUCCCUAUAUUUGACUUAGGAAAGGCUUCGAGGCCUCUUUCUCCAACUCUUUCAUAUGCAUCAAGUGGAUAUCCAGAUCCUGGGAUUGUUAAUCGAAUGGAUAAAUUACGUUCAUCAUCUUUAUCUGAUCAAAUGAGGGAUCCUAACGAUCAAUCAAGGUACGCACUGUAUGAUUAUAUGCGUCAAUAUGGACCGCCUCCACAUCCAGGUGGACCGCCUCUUCAUAGUCCACCACCUCCUAUGUCUUCGGGUCCAUUGCCUCCACCACCACCUCCUCCUCCUCCUACGUCAAUUCCUCUACCACCAGGCGACCAGAAAUACUAUCGUCGACUUUAUGGUCCAUAUGGACCUCCACGAAAUGUCCCUCCUCCGCCGCGUGAUUACUAUGGAGCCCGUGGUGGUCCUCGCCGAAAUUAUCGGCAUCAUGAUCCCCCUCCAAUGAUGCCUGGUUAUGGGGGUUCACCUCCGCUCCCUCUCAUGCCAGGCCAUCUAUAUCCUCCGAAUGGACAUAUUGGUCAUUCUCAUCCACAACAGCCACAUCCUCAACCGAAUGGUCCAUACGGUUAUCAAAGACCUGGAAUACCAGUCCUCCCCCCUAUAGACGGAAAGGAAAAAGGUUAUCUGGAAUAUGGUUCGUAUUUGUUUCAAAAGAACCAGCCUCAACAAUUUAAUAGAGAAGCUGCUACUUCUGCAUGGCCAAAUUCAAAUGCUCCACAACUGCAACCACAAGGUCUGAAUGGAAACCAGGUGGAUCUCAAACAACCACAUCAACAAGACGAAAAAACUCUCCAUUUAAAUUCACAAACUUCAAAUGACACGAGAAAUGAGAAACCAUCCACUUCUAAUAAUAAGUCUAUUGGAAAUAGUGACGUACAUACACAAACCAAAAGCGAUCUGGUCCUGCUACGGUCUGCUGACGUUAAAAGUGUUUCUGAUCGUAUGGAAGAUGACAAGUCAAUAUCAUCCGGUUCAGAUGAUCGUCAAAGAUUCUAUAGUGGUGAACGUCAACUAGCAUCGGAUACAGCGUAUCCCCCCGUAUAUGGGCAUCCAUAUAAUACUUAUAAUAAAGAUUACUUUAGAAAUUCCUUGUUACUGACAGCACCAAGAUCGAUACAUGAAGAAUACUCUUCAGUUACGCUGAAUCCAGGGUCAGAAAAGUCUAGUCUAACUCCUCCACAACAACUUCGAUUUGAUUUACCAGACAAUAAAACUUUAGAUCAUUUAUUGAAUCUUUAUUAUCGAUACAAUCAUCCCGGACAUCAAAUAUUACCGAAGAAACUGAUUCUUUUACAAUACUUUCCCGUUGACUCUUGCCCAGCCAUAUAUCAUGCAAUUAUUGCAUCCAUAUCGAGAUUAAAUGACAAAGUAAGUAAGGAUGAAGAAGUAUGGAUAGCAAAUGCAUAUAAAUAUUGGGAUAAUUUAAACUCUCUACAGAUGUUCCUUACUUAUAUCAUGAUUCUGAAAACAUUGAAAUAUUCAACUAAUCUUAAGAAUGGAUUGGAAUUGAAUAAAAAAAUAUGGAAUUGUAUUAGGAGUCAAAAAUUAAUUGAAACUUAUAAACAACUCACUAAGGAGGAAUAUUUAGAAAUACUUUCAAUUUCUACUACUAGGCAACUUUUCGAAAGAGAACUUAUGGUCAGAUUAAUUUGGGAUUUCUGGGUCCAUAGAACUGUUAUUUUCAGGAUUCGGGCUGGUGAUCCAUAUAAUAGAUUGAGUACAAUUUUACAUACGGAUAAAUCAGAGUUUGAAAAUAAUCAUUAUUCUGAUCAUCUAGAAAUACCAAUUGAUAAUGAAUCUUAUUUGACUUCAAUCAAGAAUUAUAAAUUGUCAAAGCGGUUCCUGUGGCCAGAUUUACAUUUUGAAUUAAGUAAAGAUAUUCCGGAGUCGGAAAGUUCCAUAUUUUCUGAUUCGACAGCAAUAGUUCUUAGUUCAUCGCUAUUAUAUACCGCUGCAGAUACAAUUUCUCGGAAUGGACUCUUAAAGACUAAUUUUGCAAAAUUAGUUACUUAUGGUGAUAAAUUAGAAAAAGCGAUUAUCAACGAUAUAUUCCGCUUGACAAAGGAGAAUUGUUUGGUGAUCAAUGGAACAUUCUUAUUGAGUCAUUUCAUUUUAAAGGCGGUUAAAAUUCUUUGUAAUUUUUCAUUUAUUCGUGAGAUUAUGGUUUUCAAAUUCUAUCAAAAGCUGGAUAAUGAAUUAGCAGAGCUUGACUUCUUCCCACUUAUUAAUGACGUUACCAUUCAACAAUUACCAGAUUUGGAACUUUUACCACAAGUAAUUAAAAAGUUAACAAACUUUCAAUGGACUUGCUUUGCUUCUGCAGUGAAUUCUGUAUUGGAUAUCAUUAAGCUACUUGAACUUGGAGAAGGACUAAUUCCUGAAAACCUAACCCAUAGAGAAAAUAAACCACUUAGUACCACUCGUAAGACAUAUAAAGUUGCAGUUGGGGUGACUGAUUCUGGAGAAUCAGAUAAACCAUGGUGGGAAGGUGCUAUACAUACAUCAAGAGUAUUAAACACCUCUGAUCAAGCAGAUGCUUGGUUACAAUAUCCAGAGUUUUGUCUUAUGUCAAUCUCUGCACAGAUUGUAGCCUUGGCUAGUUUCGUGGUUCUCAGUAAAUAUAUCAAGUUUGAAGCGAAUGGUGAUGCAGUGACGGUGGUUAUCAGUAUUGGAGAUGAAGUUGAAAAACAGACUAUUGAAGUGCAAAGUACUAUGAUUGCUCAACAAAUCUCACAAGAAUUUGAACAAAACUUCCUUUUGGAAAAGAUUGCAACUUGUACAAACUUUCUUAAGUCUCAUGCCCGAUUUUCGAAUGGUAUGGCCAGUGAUUCUAUUUUGAAAGCAGAGAGAAUUAUUCAUUAUCUCGAAGAAAUAUCUACUCAUCUGAAAACUUAAUUUUUAUGUAUAAUUAUUAUGAUUGAGAAUUCCCAAACAUUGGUCUCGAAUAUAUUUAUAUACA
This is a messenger RNA of [Candida] anglica, 3376 nucleotides long. Lineage: Eukaryota; Fungi; Ascomycota; Pichiomycetes; Serinales; Debaryomycetaceae. The record is from the annotation of a GenBank genome assembly.